GGGGGCGUUUCUAGUUAAGCUCUUUGACCUGAGGAGAGUAGGUGCUGCUGGUGGGUGGGUAAGUAGAUAUAGAUGGCAGCAGCACUGGUUGCUUUGUAUGUGCAGCAGUGCAGUGCAGGGCUUCUUGGAGCAUAGUGUGGCCUCCUCCUUUCUGAAGGCACCAUUCUGCUCACUUGCAUCAUUGGGUGCUCCCUCUCUACUCUCUCUCUCUCUCUCUCUCUACCCUUCUGCUUGAGCCUUCAAUUCUGAGCACUCCACCAGCUAAUUAACCGUUUCUUGGUUGGUUUCAAGAGCAGAGCAUGAGAGAGACGGAGGCACUGGAGAAGAAAGGGCACAAAUCCUUUGCCAAACCGGUGAAGCCCUCCUCCAAUACUCCAGCAAGGCACAAGCGUUCCAAGAGUGAUUUGGAGGAGAAAAAGGCUAAAGAUGCACUGUCUUCUUCGCAGAAAGCAUCUAAUCAACCCAAGCUGAAUGGUAGAAGCUCAAACUCCCAUCUUCAGGAUGAAACCAAGAAGGGAGUACAGCCUAGGAGUGAGACACAUAACUCCCUGAGAAAAGAGAUUCUGCAGCUGGAGAGACACCUUGAUGAUCAGCAGAUGGUCCGCGGCGCGCUGGAGAAAGCGUUGGGCCCUGAUCCUGCUCCAGUCACCAUCCCCAAUGAGACCCCAAUGCUCAAGCCCACUAAUCAGCUGAUAAGGGAGGUUGCCACCUUGGAGCUGGAGAUCAAGCACCUGGAGCAGUACCUCCUGACACUGUACAGGAAAGCAUUUGAGCAAGCACCCACAUUGCCAUCCUCAUUUGUCCACCAGGAGGCGGCAGCGCUGCCAAAGCCGUCGGUGAGCUCACGGUCUGCAUUGAUCGAAGAAACUCCGACAGCGAAGGCCCCUACCCGAAGAGGGGGUGGUGAUGUGAUGCUUCAUUACAGUUGCCCUCCCCUUAGCAAGAGAAGGAAUGGCACAUUGGAUGAUUGCUCUCCAUCCACAUGUCCGAGGAAGACUACUGACUCUGAUCAUGGCCUGCGCAGCCAGUCGGCGCUGUCGUUCCGCGGCGUGUGUUCGUCGAGGAUAUCACCGUCGGAAGAGAGCCUCGCGAGGGCUCUUCGCUCAUGCCACUCACAGCCUUUCUCAUUCUUGGAGGAAGGAGAGGCUGCUGCUACAUCAGGAGUGGUAAGCCUAGCUGAUUAUCUGGGCACUAAUGUAGCUGACCACAUCCCUGAAACUCCAAACAACCUUUCAGAGGAGAUGGUCAGGUGCAUGGCAGGGGUGUACUGCAAGCUUGCAGAUCCACCUCUAGUUCACCACCGCACAUCGUCGUCGCCGACAUCGUCGCUCUCCUCGGCCAGUGUGGUCUCUCCUCACUAUCCUGGGGACAUGUGGAGCCCCAAUUGCCGGAGAGAAGCCACUCUAGACUCCCGGCUGAUCAACCCGUUCCGCAUCGAGGGGCUCAAGGAGUUCAGUGGACCAUACAACACCAUGGUCGAGGUCCCGUCGAUUUCCCACGACCGCCAAAGGCUAAGAGAAGUUGAAGAUUUGCUCCAAACUUUCAAGCUAAUUCUUCAUCGUUUGGAGAGCGUCGAUCUCCGGAGGAUGGCGAAUGAAGAGCGGCUUGCCUUCUGGAUCAAUAUACACAAUUCAUUGCUGAUGCAUGCUUACCUCAAGCAUGGCAUCCCACAGAACCAUCUGAAGAAGACAUCGCUUCUUGUCAAGGCAGAAUGCAAGAUCGCGGGGGGCGCCAUCAACGCAUCAGCCAUCCAGGGUCUUGUUCUUGGGUGCAGCACCCACUGUCCUGGACAGUGGCUGAGGACAUUGCUGCACCCGAGGAUGAAAAGCAGAGGGAGCAAAGCAGGAGGAGGCCAGUGGCAAGCCUUCGCCAUCCAUCGACCGGAGCCUCUUCUCCGAUUCGCGCUCUGUUCCGGAAGCCAUUCCGAUCCCGCGGUCCGGGUGUACACGGCGAAGCGGCUGUUCCAGCAGCUGGAGGCGGCGAAAGAGGAGUACAUCCGCGCCACCGUGGGAGUCCAUCAGCGGCAUGGGGGCAGGGUGGUGCUGCCGAAGCUGGUGGAGGCGUACGCGAGGGAGGCGGGGCUGUCGCCGGAGCGGCUGCUGGACGCGGCGGAGCGCUGCCUGCCGGAGUCCGUCCGCGCGGCCGUGCAGCGCUGCCGGAACCAGCAGCAGGGGACGGCGGCGGUGGAGUGGGCCCCGCACCGGCAGGGGUUCCGGUACCUGCUCGCCAGAGACCUCGCCUUCCCGCACCUCACCUGAGCUGAGCUUCGAUUCCAUGGCUGCCAUUGACAAGUGACACAUUUGGGUUUUACUAGGAUUAUACUCAUCGAUUAAUCUUAGGCGAGGGCAGUUUUUAAAAAAAAUUCUCGUGUGUGUUUAUAAAGGAAACGUGAUCUGUGAUGUCUCGGAGCUCUCUGUAAACAGAUUUUUUUUGCUUCUUUGUAGAUAAAGAGGAAAAAGGAAAAUAUUUCAUGCGGGAGAUUCAUGUCACAACGGUGUGGGGUUUGCGUAUUCCGGUGCUUUUACGCCUCCCGUA
Messenger RNA from Brachypodium distachyon (stiff brome), 2535 nucleotides. RefSeq lists its product as uncharacterized. The coding region runs from base 300 to 2258 and encodes 652 amino acids. NCBI's taxonomy places the organism in Eukaryota, Viridiplantae, Streptophyta, Magnoliopsida, Poales, Poaceae. The transcript has 12 exons. The record is from RefSeq and is a predicted model, not a curated record.